This is a messenger RNA of Heteronotia binoei (common prickly gecko), 991 nucleotides long. RefSeq names its product olfactory receptor 5AR1-like. Bases 59 to 991 code for a protein of 310 amino acids. Gene Ontology annotation, cellular component: membrane. Gene Ontology annotation, biological process: G protein-coupled receptor signaling pathway; sensory perception of smell. Lineage: Eukaryota; Metazoa; Chordata; Lepidosauria; Squamata; Gekkonidae. Gene Ontology annotation, molecular function: odorant binding; G protein-coupled receptor activity; olfactory receptor activity. The transcript has a single exon. The record is from RefSeq and is a predicted model, not a curated record.
CAGAAGGGAAUUCUACAGACAACUAAUACCUUGAACCCAGUUUACAUUGCAAAUAAUAAUGAAUAAAGGAAACCACUCUUCUGUAAAUGAAUUUAUUCUUCUGGGACUCACAGACAAUCCUAAAAUGCAGCUCCCUCUUUUUAUGUUGUUUCUGCUGGUUUAUGUCAUUACUGUAAUAGGGAACGCUGGGAUGAUCUUGUUAAUCUGCACUGACCUGCAGCUUCACAACCCCAUGUAUUUUUUCCUGGCUAAUUUGUCUUUUGUUGACCUCUGCUACUCUACAGUCACUAGCCCCAAAAUGCUGGCUGACUUCUUCACCAACAGUAAAAGGAUAUCAUACAAUGCCUGUGCUUUACAGUUAUAUUUAUUUACAUUCUUUGCAGAUGUAGAGUGUGCAUUGCUGGCUGUGAUGGCUUAUGACCGAUAUGUGGCUAUUUGUAAUCCACUGCUUUAUACAGUGAUUAUGUCAAAGAAGGUUUGCAAAAGGCUGAUGGCUGUAGCAUAUGUUAUAGGCACAGUAGACUCAAUUGCAUACACCUGCUCAACAUUCCACCUUUCAUUCUGCAGCUCCAAUGUCCUCAAUCAUUUCUUCUGUGACAUGCCUCCUCUUUUUGAGCUCGCAUGCUCUGACACCUAUGUCAGUGAGAUUGUGGUGUUUAUCUUUGAUGGCUAUGUUGAAGCAGGUAGCCUUGGAAUUAUUCUUGUUUCCUAUAUUUACAUCUUGACAACCAUUAUGAGAAUGCACUCUACUGAAGGUAGACAGAAAGCUUUUUCCACCUGUACCUCCCACCUGACAAUUGUUGGGAUGUUCCAUGGGACAGCACUCUUCAUGUAUCUUCAACCCAGUUCUAGCCACUCAAUGGAACAAGACAAAUGGAUCUCAGUAUUCUAUGCUGUAGUCAUCCCCAUGCUAAACCCGUUGAUCUACAGUCUCAGGAACAAAGAUGUAAAACAUGCCCUGACAAAAGCACUUUGUAAGAAGGGCUUCUGA